Messenger RNA from Thlaspi arvense, 2186 nucleotides. The record is from the annotation of a GenBank genome assembly. NCBI's taxonomy places the organism in Eukaryota, Viridiplantae, Streptophyta, Magnoliopsida, Brassicales, Brassicaceae.
CAGGUCAAAUGUCACGUGACCCUUCUCUUACCUUUUGCCUUUUGGCUUCUUAAAAUAGAAUACAAGAACCAAUCAAAAAUCGAAUGCCGAUCGUCGAAUUUGGGCAUAUAGGAGGAAUAGCAUCGAUGCAUUGACUUAUUUACUUUCCUUUUUUGGCAAUACACCUCUACUCCCGUAAUAGAAAGCUCUGCACUCACCAUCUACACACCUGAAGAAGAAGAACAAGAUCCGGUUUUUCAGAAUCUUUCUUUCUUCCUUGAAUGUUGCCGUUUGGAUCGUUUCCAGAGAAAUGCGACGGCGGAGGAAGGCGGUUGUGGUGGCUGUGAUACGGAGAGCGCUUACGUGCGCCAUAUGCGCGAUAGCGUUACUCGGCUUUCUCACCGUACACAUCUACGUUGCUCCUCUGAACAGACUCCCCAGGCUUCACCUGAACAACCACCACCACACUCGCCGAGGAGGUUUCAUCAAUUACGAACAAUCCAUCACAGAACAGAGCUCGACGAGAAACCUGUCUCGUUCGGAACCCAUUGAGGCUAAUUUCAUCUCCAAUCCUAAGAAGAAUGAGAUUCCGUAUGAGACUUUAACAUCGGAACACAUCAACAACACACAUGAGCUAUUUCCUCCUCAUAUCUCGACAAGCCCUUCUUCUUCCAAGUUGAACAUGACAAGCCGGAUACCGGAUUUUGACAAGCUUUGGAAACAUCCACCAAACCGCAAUUUUGUCCCUUGUGUCAAUCCCAAUCCUAACUACAAAUCACCAUUGGAAUCUAGAGGCUAUCUUCUUGUCCACACGAAUGGCGGUCUUAACCAGAUGCGUGCUGGGAUAUGUGACAUGGUCGCUAUAGCCCGUAUUAUAAACGCGACACUUGUAGUCCCGGAGCUAGAUAAACGAUCUUUCUGGCAGGAUACUAGCAAAUUCUCGGAUGUAUUUGAUGAAGAUCACUUCAUCAAUGCUUUAUCUAAAGAUGUUACAGUCGUCAAGAAGCUUCCAAAAGGAAUCGAUGGACUCACAAAGGUGGUUAAGCAUUUCAAAAGCUAUUCAGGAUUGAGUUACUACCAAAACGAGAUAGCUAGCAUGUGGGAUGAAUACAAGGUGAUCCGAGCAGCCAAAUCAGAUUCUCGUCUCACAAACAACAAUCUACCUCAAGAUAUUCAGAAGCUGCGAUGCCGUGCUUGCUACGAGGCUCUACGCUUCUCUCAUAAAAUCGAAUCAAUGGGAAAAGUUUUAGUCGAUAGGAUGAGAUCUUAUGGUCUAUACAUAGCGUUGCAUUUGAGAUUCGAGAAAGACAUGCUAGCUUUCAGCGGCUGCAACCAUGGUUUAUCUGCUUCUGAAGCUGCUGAGCUAAGGAAGAUAAGGAAGAACACAGCGUAUUGGAAAGUGAAAGACAUUGAUGGAAGAGUACAAAGACUCAAAGGGUAUUGCCCAUUGACUCCAAAAGAAGUAGCAAUAUUGCUAACAGCUCUUGGAUAUUCAUCAAACACACCCAUCUAUAUAGCUGCUGGUGAGAUUUACGGCGGUGAGUCUAGGUUAGCUACUCUAGGCUCACGUUUCUCCAUGUUAAUGAGUAAGGAAAAAUUGGCAACAAAAGAAGAGCUCAAGCCUUUUAUGAACCACUCAACUCAAAUGGCUGCACUUGACUACAUAGUUUCCGUAGAAAGCGAUGUUUUUAUUCCUUCGUAUAGUGGAAACAUGGCGAGAGCUGUUGAAGGGCAUCGCCGGUAUCUUGGUCACCGGAAAACUAUCUCUCCGGACAGGAAAGGCAUUGUGAGGUUGAUAGACAAAAUAGGAAGAGGAGAUGAGAAAGAUGACCGGAAAGUGUAUGAAAGAAUCGUAGAGAUUCACAAAACUAGACAAGGAUCACCAAGGAGGAGAAAAGGACCGGCUUCAGGAACAAAGGGUUUAGAGAGACAUCGCUCUGAAGAAUCUUUCUAUGAGAAUCCAUUACCGGACUGUCUCUGCCAGAGAGACCAGAGUAAAACGAGAUGAUGGGACAUGAUGACAAGUGGAUUUAACAGUCCUUGUGGGAUUUUCGAUUUUUCCAUGCUUAUUGGCAUUGGAUGUUAACUUUUUUCCUUACUAUAGGUUAUAUAGCAUUAUAGUGAAAAGUGAAAACCACUUCUGAUUUAUGAAUGAUAUAUGUAAUCAAACAGUUUGGUAAUGAAUGAAAUAUACCAUUCUUUUAACA